This is a messenger RNA of Vigna angularis (adzuki bean), 1482 nucleotides long. RefSeq lists its product as uncharacterized. Lineage: Eukaryota; Viridiplantae; Streptophyta; Magnoliopsida; Fabales; Fabaceae. The record is from RefSeq and is a predicted model, not a curated record. Gene Ontology annotation, biological process: proteolysis. The transcript has a single exon. The coding region runs from base 1 to 1482 and encodes 493 amino acids. Gene Ontology annotation, molecular function: nucleic acid binding; zinc ion binding; aspartic-type endopeptidase activity.
AUGGCGCCUAGACCUCCUCCUCCACCUCCACAACCCGAUCAGACGGAAAUGAUGCGGAUGAUGGAAUCACUAAUGAACUCCAUGCAACAACAAAAUAAUGCACUAGUCCAACAAAAUACCAUGGCACUACAAAACUUAGAAGCCGCUAGAAUGGCCUCGGAAAGUGCUAGGGUGGCAGCUGAGGCCACCCAAAGACAGUUCUUGGAGGUGAUGACUAGUGGCAGGAUUCCCACCGGUCCUUCUUCUUCUUCGACUGCUCCAACUCAAGAAUGGAGUUUGGAGAAUUUCUUGCAGCAUCAUCCCGCCAAGUUUGAUGGCAAAUGCUCACCAGAUGAAGUCGAUCAGUGGCUUCGUGAUAUGGAGAGAGUCUACAACGCCAAGAGGUGCCCUGAUGAGAACAGGUUGUCUUAUACUGAGUACAUGUUGACUGGAGAGGCAAGCCACUGGUGGAGCAGUGCACGUAUGAUCUUAGAGGGAGCUAGAACCCCUAUCACAUGGGACUUAUUUAAGAGGAAGUUCUACAGGGAAUACUUCCCUGACACUCUUAGGUAUGCGAAAGAAGUGGAGUUCUUGGAGCUAGUACAGGGAAACAUGUCAGUAUCUGAGUAUACUAACCAUUUCAAACAUCUCCUCCGAUUUAAUACCAUGACGGUGGAUGAAGAAUGGCAGUGCCGCAAGUUUGAAAACGGGCUGCGUGGUGACAUCAAGCUCUUGGUGAAGGGACACUGUUUGAGGGAGUUUCCGACUUUAGUAGAGAUGACUAGAGAUAUGGAGAAAACCAAGAGAGAAGCCGAGGGAUACCCUAGCCGUCAGGCCCAGCCACUAAGGGUUGGGGGACCAGCCAUGUCUAGAGGCGGGUCCAGUUCCAGGAAGGCACCAUACUCCAGAUCUUCUUCUUCUCGUAGUUUUGGAGGAUCUUCUCAGCCUUCCGUUCAAUCGAGCCAAUCCUCCUCUCUGAGUGGCGUGAGAUGUUGUGGAUGUGGAGGUCCUCACUACUUAUCUUCAUGUCCCCAGAGGACUAAUUUUCGGAGGUGCAACCGAUGCCACGAGGAGGGCCACUAUGAGCGUGAUUGCCCUAUGGGUAGGAGAGCUACUUCCCAGCCGCAGCAUGCAGGGAGAUCUCAGCACAGAGGUGGCAUCGGACCUCAGGCCACCGGAUGUGUUUAUGCAUUGACGGGGGCAGAAGCAGCUAGCUCAGGUGAUUUGAUCUUCGGUAUAUGUUUAUUGGGUGGUAGAUCUUGCAUGGUCUUAUUUGACUCGGGAGCGACACACUCAUUUGUGUCAGAUACUUGUACUAGAGAGUUAGGGUUAACAGUGAGAGAGCUACAGUAUGACUUGACUGUAUCUACUCCUACUUCUGGGAUAGUGAAGACCUCUACAUUCUGUGUUAGAUGUUCAGUAGUGGUUGAGGGACAUCAGUACAAGGUAAACUUGAUAUGUUUACCUUUGCAGGGUUUAGAUGUCAUCCUAGGGAUGGAUUGA